AUGGGCCAAGGAUACUCAUCUAUCGCGCUCCCGGCCGGUCCUAGUGCGAUAGAGACCGCAGAGCUCACAGACCUGACGUUCGAGCGGCCCUUGGGAGGCGCCCGGUUUCUGAGGACCGUCCGAGCCAGGCACCAGAAUGGCGUCGUUGUGGCCAAAGUGGCCAUGAAAGCCAACGCUUCCGUGUCCUUCAAACAAUACGCCAAAGCACUGCGCCAGGAACGACAGAAUCUGAGAGAUAUUCCGAACGUUCUACCUUACUCGCGGAUUCGCGAGACGAGUACGCUGGGAGUUCUUGUGCGGCAGUUUGUCCACUCGUCACUGUAUGACCGCAUCAGCAUCCGGCCGUUUCUGGAGGAUAUCGAGAAGAAAUGGAUCGCUUUUCAGCUUCUGUGUGCUGUGCGCGACUGUCACGCUCGAGGCGUCUUUCAUGGAGAUAUCAAGUCGGAGGAUGUUGUGGUCACGUCGUGGGGCUGGAUCUACCUGACGGAUUUUGCGUCCUCGUUCAAGCCUGUCUAUCUACCUGAGGACAAUCCUGCGGACUUCUCCUUCUACUACGACACAUCGGCUCGAAGGACUUGCUACCUUGCGCCUGAGCGAUUCCUCGCAGCGGGAGAGCAACCGAGUGAGGGGAAUGUGGUUCAGUGGAAUAUGGAUAUCUUCAGCUUGGGCUGUGUCUUGGCGGAGCUGUUCACUGAGGUGCCAACCUUCACGCUCAGUCAGCUUUUCCGCUAUCGCAAAGGCGAAUACGAUCCUACGGUCUCGUUGCUGAACAAAGUCGAUGAUGACCAUGUGCGGUCUCUGAUCAGCAGUAUGAUCAGACUGGAUCCGACUGAGCGUUGGCAUGCGAGCGACUAUCUGGACGAGUACAAGGGGAAGGCGUUUCCCCUGUACUUCUACAACCACCUUCACACUCUCAUGCAAGAGAUUACGGAUCCUGCUUCCGGUCGUAGAUCUAUCGUUGCUGGCGAGACAAACAAUGGCUACGCAGAUGAUCGCAUUGACAGGAUCUAUAGUGACUUCGAGAUGCUCUCAGUGUCUCUGGGAUACCAAGACACGCAAUCCGAUGAGGCUUCUGCGCCGGCUAAGCCUGCAUACCUGAGAGGACUGUUCCCGCUUCAGGUGGACCUCCCGAACAGCCGGCAUACUGCUCACGCUGCGCAUCCCAGCAGUGGCGAGAACGGCACCUUCAUUCUCCUCAACGUCAUCACCGCUUCACUACGAAGUUCAGCAAGGGCUUCAUCGAAAGUUAGAGCUUGCGAGCUACUGCUGGCCUUUGCAGAACGUCUGCCCGACGAGGCCAAGCUUGAUCGCAUUCUGCCCUACAUCAUGCCUCUCCUUGAAGACAAGAAUGAGAUGGUUCUGAUCGCGGCCCUGCGAACAAUGACCCAGCUACUGGCUCUCGUGACUGUGGUCUCCCCCGUAAACUCAUUCCUGUUCACGCAGUACAUCUUCCCCAGACUCCAGGUCUUUGUCAAAACUGAUCCGUUCGAAUCAUAUGCUCUGGUACGAGCGACGUAUGCAGCAUGUCUGGCAAGCCUGGCAGAGACGGCGACCCGCUUCUUGGACAUCAUGCAAGCCCUUCGCGCGGAAGGCUCGCUUCCAUCUGCGGAUAAAGGAGUGGAUGCUGAUGCGGACAAUGUCAUCGCGAGUGAUGAUGCGUUUGACGAAGCUCGACUCGGAAUGUUGGAGCAGUUCGAAGCGCAGACCAAGGUCUUCCUCACAGACGAGGACAAGACCGUCCGCCGCGCAUUUCUACUCUCUGUCUCAAGCCUCUGCGUGUUUCUGGGCGAGACAAGAGCAGCGGAUGUGAUCCUCAGCCAUUUGAACACAUACCUCAAUGAUCCCGACUGGAUGCUGAAGUGUGCGUUCUUCAGGACGAUAGUCGGUGUGGCCAUCUACAUUGGGAGUGCUAAUCUUGAAGAAUUCAUCUUGCCGCUUAUGCUGCAGGCCCUAGCCGACCCCCAGGAGUUCGUAGUUGAGCAGGCCUUACGCUCCCUUGCGACAAUGGCGGAGAUGGGUUUGCUGCAACGGGCGAAGACUUGGGAACUGAUCGACACUGUCGCACGGUUCGAGAUACAUCCUAACUUGUGGAUCAAAGAAGCUGCUUCCCACUUCAUCUCGGCGGCGACCACGUUCUUGUCCAUGGCUGACAUCCGCAUUCUCGUGGCGCCGCUGAUUGAACCCUACCUGAAGGUACCCGUCAGUACUCUCGACGAAUCUGAACUGCUUGAUGCAUUGAAGAAACCAUUGCCUCGGAUUGUGCUCGACCUGGCUGUGCAAUGGGCUGGAAGAGUGGAGAAGAGUUCGUUCUGGAAAGCCGCGAGAGAAUCAACGCAGCUUUCUCAUCUAUCAGCCGGCCAUAUGCCUCCGCAAUCGUCCGUUGCUGGCCUUGGACCCAAGGCUCUGGCGAGGACGCCAAAGACUGACGAAGAUGAACAGUGGCUAGGCCGUCUACGCAAUGCCGGAAUGCAUCAAGAAGACGAGAUGAAACUGUUGGCGUUUCGGGAAUACAUCUGGCGUGCCGCGAGGCGGACGAAAAGAGAUCAAGGCGGAGAGAACUUCAGCACUUACGAUGAGAUUGUGAAGUUGACGAAGUGGAAGGUCACUCCUCAGACGGUAAUUUUUGACAACGACGUGCGAGCUUAUGAGCAACACGUCCAAAAUCAGAACCGGACAAUUGCUGAAGCAAUUGAGGAGGCGUCGAAUAAUGCGGCGGCGGCAAGAUCAAAGAGCGUCGCGAUGAACGGAACUGGCGAUGAUGUGAAUGUCGCGGACGGACGUCAGAUAUCUCAGGCUUCGGCGAUACAGCAACCACGACGGCUGUCUGGGCUGCGGGCUAAGGGCUCCGGUAGCCUGUCAUCGUCGCCGAGCUCUGGCAUCGGGCUGCUUGGUAAAGAUGUCGACCAAGCACUACGACAAAAGGGCAAUGCUGCUGGUCUGAUGACGGGCGCCGACCUACGAAGCAAAGCCCACGCUGCGGUCGCCACGGACGAUGCCACAGCCAUUGGGAGAUUGAACCUGCCAUGGACUGGAAGCCGUCAUGAGUCGCCCGCGCCAAAUUCAUCCGAGCCCCGACGAGGCCUUGAGCGAGCGGCAAGCAAUCGUGCUGUGCACAACUACGCCGGCAAUGACCCAACUGUUCUGAGGCUUCUUGAUGCCGUCUAUGUCGACAGCUUUCCCGUGGAUGCUGCCGACUUUGGACCGCUCAUACAACCGUGCACUGGAAUCGUGCCCAGCAACGCGAGUCAAGCAACUUCUGGACCUUGGAGACCGCAAGGUCAGCUGCUUGGAAUUCUAGGAGAGCAUACUGCCGCUGUCACUCGUGUGCUUCCAGCCCCGGACCACGUCUUCUUCCUUACAGCGUCUGACGAUGGUACUGUCAAAGUGUGGGAUUCUGCACGACUGGAGCGCAAUGUUACACACCGCUCUCGCCAGACUUACCGGCUUGGCGAGGGAGUGAAAGUUACCAGCUUGUGCUUCAUUGAAGCAACACAUUCCUUUGUAUGCACAGGCUCUGAUGGAAGUGUUCAUGUAGUGAGGGUGGAUGUUGCUGAAUCAAAUUCAGUCACUCGAUAUGGCAAGCUGCGUCUUGUCAGGGACUGGCAGAUACUCACGAACAACACAUCUGGCGAAUUUGCUGUCUGGACCGAGCACUACCGAGGGGAUUCUGCAAGCACGCUGGUCAUGGCGACGAAUCUGGGGCGUAUCCUGGCGCUUGAUCUGAGGCACAUGGCUUUGCUCUGGGAUCUUCACAAUCCCGCUCACCACGGCACUCCGACGUCUUUCUGCAUGAGUCGACGGCAUGACUGGCUGCUCGUGGGAACUUCACACGGCGUGCUGGACCUUUGGGACAUUCGCUUCCGAUUGAGGUUGCGGUCGUGGACGUUUUCGAAUGCGGCGCCCAUUACGAGGGUGCAGCUCUCACCAGGACGAAAGACGUCCAAGCGCAAUAGAUUUUGCAUUACAGGAGGUACUGCACCCGGUGACAUCUCCAUCUGGGACGCGGAAAAGGCCGUCUGCUACGAAGUAUAUCGUCCAGCUCACGCCCAUAGCAAGGAGCGACUUCACGCUCGAGAAUACGAACUCAAGAAUAUGGAAGACGAAAAAGCCGAAGCACCACUCGGACGAGUCGCAGGCUCUGUCGGCGUCGAAGCCGCCAAGCUCGAGAAAGACAGCGGCCUCCCCAAACUCAGUAGCUGCUCCUUCUUCGGCUCCCAGCCCUCCACCAAAGACCCCGACGCAAACCACAUCUUCGCCCUCACCGGCGGGCCCGACAACAAGGUCCGCUUCUGGGACUGCGACCGCCUCGACGGCUGCCGCCUCAUCAGCGGCGGCAGCACGCCCGACGAAAAACCCGCGUACACCAUCAGCCAGCUCUCGCAAGACACCAAAGUCGUCUCCGAGAAGCCCUCCGAAGGCGCGCAACCCACGACGGGACUCGUGGAGUCGAAUAAAGUCGCCCCGAACACUUCUGCGAAACGUGCUGCCACAACGAUGGGGGCGGCGGCGGGUGGUUCUGCGCGGCCGCCGUCGAGGUAUGAGACAAUUCGGUUGAGCGCGCAGAAUCUUGCGAGUAGGCAUUUGGAUUUGAUCACGGAUGUGGCGUUGUUGGAGCGACCUUUUGGAAUGGUGUUGAGCGCGGAUCGGGGUGGGAAGGUUUUUGUGUAUCAGUGA
Messenger RNA from Zasmidium cellare ATCC 36951, 4674 nucleotides. RefSeq lists its product as uncharacterized. The transcript has a single exon. Bases 1 to 4674 code for a protein of 1557 amino acids. Gene Ontology annotation, biological process: late endosome to vacuole transport; macroautophagy; protein targeting to vacuole. Gene Ontology annotation, cellular component: phosphatidylinositol 3-kinase complex, class III, type II; late endosome; nucleus-vacuole junction. The record is from RefSeq and is a predicted model, not a curated record. Lineage: Eukaryota; Fungi; Ascomycota; Dothideomycetes; Mycosphaerellales; Mycosphaerellaceae. Gene Ontology annotation, molecular function: ATP binding; protein binding; protein serine/threonine kinase activity.